AUUUUUUUAAAUUCGAACUUUUUUAUAAUAAUUUUUUUAUAAUUUUUUUCGAAAUUUUUUUUAAUAAAAUUUUAAAUCUCAAUCUCAAAUCUCCAUCUCUCAACUCUAAACCCUACGGUUUUGAUUAGUUAAUCCUAGGGGUAUAACUGUAGAUCUCUUUAAUGAAACAUUUUGGUUAUUUUGAUCCUUAGGAUCUGUAUUUGUGACAUAAACCUUUUUAGUGCUAUUCUAGGGUAUUUCCCAUUUUAAUUUUUAAAACGACUAUAAAUUACUAAAAUAGUUAAAUGUCUCAUUACUAAAAUUUUGUCAUCAAUGGUUUAAUUUUUUUGGUGAUAAAAAAAUACAAAUGAUCAUAAAUUGUAUGAAUAUGACUAGACAUUCAUAUUAUAUUUUAAUAUUUUUUUAAAUUAAAUUAUAUAGCAUAGAAAAAUACUCAAGUAUGAUAAUUUCUAAAUUUGUAUUAAAAAAUAUUAAAAUCUUAUUAUUUUAAUUUUAAAAUUUGCAUUCAAAAAAUCGCACAUUAGAAAUUUUGUGUUUAUCGUAUGAAUAUGAUUCUAAAUAAUAAAUAUUUAUAUUAAAAUAUACUAUAUAUAUAUAUAUCCAUGUCAUUAAAAUUUAGUUAUAUACUAUAUAAAACAAAUAAAAUAAUGUUUUGAUUUAUUUACCAAAAAAAGUAUCAUAAAUUAGAUGUAUUGUUUCGAUUUAUAUGCUCACUCUGAUUUAAUUAUAUACAUAAUAAAUAAAUGAAUAUAAAUAAAUAAUAAUAUAUAAAAUUUAUUUUUAUAUAUAACAUAAUUGUGCGGGUCUUAAGUCAUAUGAUAAUCUAGAAUACUUAUACACUAAUCAGCAUCCCAACCAUUAUAUAAGAAGUUGUAAAAUAUGAAAUACAUAUUUAUAAAAUAUCUAAUUCAAAACCAAGAGCGCCCAUAGAAGUGAGAUAGAUUUUUAGCUUAAUCCCGCUUAGACUCACAUGGACUUUUCCAUUGUCGGAUUGAGCCAUCAACCAAACAUAUUUUAGCUGAAUUAAUUUAUUCUAUUUCUCGAGACUUAUUAAUUAAACAAUUAGAUAAAAGAAAUGUUAUUCCUCAAAUCUGUUUUCAAGUAGGUGAGUAGAUCGAAACCCAGAACAACCUCUUUUUUUUUGCUUAAAACCCCAAGAACUACUUAUAGACCUAACUUUAACAACAACAAUACAAAAGAAAUGUACUAAGCACACAAUACAAAACGAAGCAUGAUGGUCUAACUAACUCCAGCGAAUAUAACUUAUGAGCGAGUGGUAAGGAAAAACACUUUCCUUGUAAAGAAGAAAGAAAAUUCACAUUAAUUAGGUUAGAAGAAAUCAUAAAAGAAAAUUCAAAACUUUUGAUCACAUGGUUGUGUGGACUAAACUUGGACUUUUCUUUAAUCAUAUAGUUCAUUUUUCAUUUUCAAGGAAGAUCGAUCCUUUUACUUAUGUUCUUUUUAUUUAAUUGUAAUGACACUCCCAGAGUUAAAAACCAGUAUUGAAAGAAGCAAAUGGUUUUGCCUCUCCAAGUAGGCAACUAUGCCUCCCAAAGAAAAAGAGACAUCAUGCUCACUCCAUGCCUAUAAAUACUCCUCAAAUCAAUAACUUAUCCAUUCAAAUUGUGUCUGAGAACAAAAAGGCAAAAAAAAGAAAAAAAGAAGAAGAUGGGUUUAAUCAAAGAGAAAGAGAUGGAGAUUCCAGUCAUUGAUUUUAGUGAACUGGAUGGAGAAAACAGAACCAAGACUAUGUCUCUUCUUGAUCAUGCAUGUGAUAAGUGGGGCUUCUUCAUGGUUGAUAAUCAUGGAAUUGAUAAAGAAUUGAUGGAUAAAGUAAAACAGCUGAUUAACUCUCAUUAUGAGGAGCAUUUGAAAGAGAAGUUUUACCAGUCAGAGAUGGUCAAGGCUUUGAGUGAAGGCAAAACGUCAGAUGCUGAUUGGGAAAGCACUUUCUUCGUUUGGCAUAAGCCGACUUCAAACAUAUCCAAAGUCUCCAACAUUUCAGAUGAACUCAUCAAGACAAUGGAUGAAUAUGUUUCUCAACUGCACAAGUUUGCAGAAAGGCUCUCUAAACUCAUGUGUGAAAAUCUUGGUCUCCCUCGAGAACACAUAGUGAAUGCGUUCUCCGGUAUAGAAGGUCCAGUUUUUGGGACAAAAGUGGCUAAAUACCCAGAAUGCCCUCAUCCGGAGCUCAUUAGAGGGCUGAGAGAACAUACUGAUGCUGGAGGGAUCAUAUUGCUCUUGCAGGAUGAUUGUAAAUUAUAAUAGAAUAGAUAUAUUAUUGUGUUGUGUUUAAUAAGAGAAUACAAUAUGCAUAUAUAUAGUAGUAACAUUAGCAUAAUGUUAACACUAGAUAAUGCUAACUUUCCUAAACAUUUAAUGUAAAUAUGCUAGAAUAUCUUGAGAGUAACUUGUUCUUCAAGUCUUUUCCUUUUAGUUUUGAUGAUCUUCAAGGGUUUCACGGGCUUCACAAUCUUGGUCCGUAAGAUACACAUCUUACAGCCCACAUAUCUCUAAUACUCCCCCGCACGACAAACGUGGGAUGCAACACGCAAAUCUGCAAUCGCAAAGCAGACCACGUAUGUCGUGGACACUAUGUCGAGAAAAACAAAUCAGUAGGUUCCUCCGAGAAUAAACUUCAACUUUAGACAAGGAGGGGUGAAAACUUCAGCUCUUCUUUGGUCUUGACAAUGAGAAUACAUCCCGUGGGCGCAACUGCAGCUCCACAAACAAUCGUCCUUAACUUGGACAGUCCAUACACCGGACUAAAAAAAAACUGACCUAAAAAUUUAAUCGUUCAACUAGAACUCCCCCGUAAUGGUUAAACUAUAACCAAAGUAUUCCAAACUAUGGAAUAUAAAAAAAGACAUAUCUUGAGAAAUUCUAAACCAUAGAAUAAUCUCUACAUAAAAUAACCCAUGUGAAAACUACAAACCCAUAAACCCACUAACUUUUGCACUCAGCCGACCAAACUAAAACAAAUGUUAGAAAGAAAAGAAAAAAAAAUCCCUUUGACAUAGGUAAACGUACUAAACAAAACCCUAAUAGUUAUUAUUCUUAACUAAAACACCAAACUCCAACGACCACAUUCACGUUACCAUGUCGUUUUCAUCGUCGCCAUCCUCACCAUCUUCUUCAACAUCGCCAACACCAACGAUGAUGAUCAUCAAAGCUUUAAACUUAUAAUGCGGAAGCUUUAAUUUUGAUCCCUAAGAAUCGAAUGCUCUGAUACCAUGUAUGUAAAUAUAUAGUAGUAAGAGAAUAUUCUAUUAUACUUUAUAUGCUCUGAUACCAUGUAUGUAAACUUAUAAACCUGGCUCUGAUACCAUGUUAGAUUUGAGUUUAUUAUGGGCUUCCAACUCAAAACCAAUUGGCAAUUAGUGGAUUGGCCCUAACCCUUUAUAUAUUACUUAAUGUCCCAUUGAUUUUCCAAUGUGGGAUACAUAUCCCUUAAUACCCCUCCUCGAGAUGAUGGCUCUUAUCGGCCAGAAAUCUCGGAACUUUAAGACAGUUAUACUCGGUCGAGCGAGUCAAUUACGACCUAUAUACCCGGUCGGGUAGGGUUAAUAUUAAUUAGGGGUUUAACUUAUUAGAACCUGGCUCUGAUACCAUGUAAAUUAUAAUAGAAUAGAUAUAUUAUUGUGUUGUGUUUAAUAAGAGAAUACAAUAUGCAUAUAUAUAGUAGUAACAUUAGCAUAAUGUUAACACUAGAUAAUGCUAACUUUCCUAAACAUUUAAUGUAAAUAUGCUAGAAUAUCUUGAGAGUAACUUGUUCUUCAAGUCUUUUCCUUUUAGUUUUGAUGAUCUUCAAGGGUUUCACGGGCUUCACAAUCUUGGUCCGUAAGAUACACAUCUUACAGCCCACAUAUCUCUAAUAAUGAUCAAGUGCCUGGUCUUGAGUUCUUAAAAGAUGGGAAGUGGGUUCCUAUCCCACCAUCGAAGAACAAUACCAUUUUUGUCAAUACCGGUGAUCAAGUCGAGAUAUUGAGUAAUGGGAGGUACAAGAGUGUUGUACACCGUGUGAUGACGAUGAAGCAAGGAAGUCUGUCGAUAGCUACAUUUUACAAUCCAGCUGGGGAUGCCAUAAUAUCUCCAGCUCAAGAGAUGUUGUACCCAAGUGGUUACCGAUUCCAAGACUACCUUAAGCUUUAUUCAACCACUAAGUUUGGAGACAAAGGCUCUAGAUUUAAUACCAUGAAGAAAAUGGAGAAUGGGGAUUCCGUCUAGGAUGCAUCGCCUGAACGUAACGCUGCUUUUGUAUUUCACAUGAAACUCUAUUUCUAUUAAAACUUUGUCUUCUUGUUGUGUUUCUUUCAUAAAGGAAUAACAAUUAUGCCAGGAUCAUGCUGAUUCAACUA
Brassica rapa (field mustard) is the source of this 4358-nucleotide messenger RNA. Its product is annotated as 1-aminocyclopropane-1-carboxylate oxidase 1. The record is from RefSeq and is a predicted model, not a curated record. NCBI's taxonomy places the organism in Eukaryota, Viridiplantae, Streptophyta, Magnoliopsida, Brassicales, Brassicaceae.